This is a messenger RNA of Pocillopora verrucosa, 1881 nucleotides long. The record is from RefSeq and is a predicted model, not a curated record. NCBI's taxonomy places the organism in Eukaryota, Metazoa, Cnidaria, Anthozoa, Scleractinia, Pocilloporidae.
AUCACCGAUGCCACUCAGUUUUGGGAAUGGAUCGAAAACAUCUUUUUGCCUGCAGCUUUUGUUGACGAUUGGUACAAUGGACAUGAAGAAAGAGUUUCAGAAUACAUUGGAAAUAAGCGAUCAAUUCUGGUCGGUAUGCCUCGCUUGCGGCAACUAAGGGUUAAGGAAAAUUCUUGUGAAGUUCAAGAAUUGUUUAAAAACACGAUCACAUCUUGUUUCGAUUUCUAUUCGCCCACAAAGGAGGAAAAAGGAACUUGGAUUUACCCUAGAAAGAUGAAUGGCUCCUCAGUUCUGUGCCCAGAAAAUUGGGAGUAUAAUACAGAUAGAAGGUUUGGCGGCUUUGAUUCCUGGGGUCGUUUUGCUGUUUACAGUGGUGGAGGAUACAUUGCUAAUUUAGGCUACAAUAGGCUUACAGCUAAAAGGAUUAUCAACGACUUGAAAGAAAACCGCUGGAUCGAUGGUCAGACCAGAGCUGUGCUGGUGGAGUUCUCGCUGUAUAAUCCUCCGAGUAACCUUUUUGCGGUGAUGACGUACUACUUCGAAGUCCUUCCUUCUGGAUUUGCUGUCACGUUCAAGAGCUAUGGAAUUUUGUCUCUGAGCGCAACGAACUCUAUAGCUCAUAGCACUUAUUUGUUGUUCGUGUUGUUGUUUGGCAUUCUUCUUGUUUGCUUCUUCGUUGUCCAGUGCAUCAAACUCUGCCGCCAAAAGUGUUCUUAUUUCAAGUCGAUGUGGAAUUUGUUGGAUAUGUUGCAGAUAAUCACGGCAUCAUCAGCGAUGUUACUGCAGUGGAUGCGGACUAAAGUGGCCACAAAGACUUUCGAAAAGCUGAAAGAUAACCCUUACCUUCCAGUCAGCUUCCAUCGUGUCUUACUUUUGUUAGAGUUUGAAGAGGUGGCUAUUUGUGUAACUACCGUGAUUGCUACACUACGUCUUCUAAAAUGCUUCUAUUUCAAUCCAAAAAUAAUUGUUUUUACAAGGACACUUCGUAGAUUGUUUAAACCUAUAGCUUCUUUUUUUAUAGUGUUUUUGAUUGCAGCGAUGGCCCAUGCGCUAUUAGGGUUCAUUGCCUUUGGGUCCAGUGUAGAGAUGUUCGCCCAAGUGCAUGACGGUAUUUCCUUUCAGUUUCUAAUGCUUUUGGGACAACCAUUCCCAGUGGAUAAGCUGAAGGAAACAAAUCCUAUCAUAGGCAGCCUUUUCUUUUUCACUUUCUUCUGCAGCACCAGUGUAAUUAUUUUGAAUAUGUUUCUCGCCGUAAUAAAUGAAUAUUAUGCGACCUCGAACGCUGACAGGGAAGGAGAAGACUAUGAGCUUGCACAAUUUAUAAUUAAAAGAAUUCUGGAGACCGUAUUAGGACAGAAAUCUGAAAGAAACCAGAACUGGAGGAACCAUGAGCUUUUCGAGCCAGAUUCUUCGCCAGCGGAAAGUUCCUCUAAUGGAGUUCAAAAUGACGCCUUUUCACCUGAGUGGACACCAGUCAUGUACCGGAGCUGCACACAGAAAAUAUCCAGGACAGGAGGAUCCCCAGCAGGAAAUAGUGAGGACUUCGUAGAGUGUUCAGUAUGGGAAACAUACGGACCAGAAUAUUUGUUAGUGAAAAGUUCCACUGCUGAAACAGGCUUUACAAUUGUCAACCACAAUAAAUUUUCUAGUUACAUCGCCGACGCAAGACGUUAUAGCAUCAUGACAGAUUGGAAUGCACUGGCCGAUUACUAUGACGAUGACGAUGGCGAAGAAGAAGACGGUGUCGAUGAUGAUGACGAAGACGAUGACGAAGGCAAAGACGAUGAUGAUGACGAUGGUGACAGCAACGACGACGACGAAGACGGAAAAGUUAACAACGACAACGAUAACUAUGACGACGACGAAGAUGAACGGUGCUAA